Messenger RNA from Opisthorchis viverrini, 294 nucleotides. RefSeq lists its product as hypothetical. The transcript is spliced from 2 exons. Lineage: Eukaryota; Metazoa; Platyhelminthes; Trematoda; Opisthorchiida; Opisthorchiidae. The record is from RefSeq and is a predicted model, not a curated record. The coding region runs from base 16 to 255 and encodes 79 amino acids.
UAAAAACGCAAAUUCAUGUUUUGUAUGAAGUCGUGCCGUUUGGUCGCUCUGUGUCUUGUCCUAGUUGGCAUCCCAGUGUUGGUGACUUCACUUAGAUUACGCAAUUUUGAAGACCCCUGGGGUGCAGAGAUCUAUCCAGCCGUCCCUGAAGCUUAUCGUGACAUUGGUAAUCGUUUUGUUUUUCAUGGGAAAACCGUCCAGGGAAAGCUCGAACCGGCAGACAAGAGGUCACUCUUGGAUCCUAUAAUGUUCUAAUUUUCAUUUGGUAAUAUAUAAUCUGAUUAUCUGCAAAAG